CGUUCUCUCUCUCUCUCUCUCUCUCUCUCUCCUCUACAAAGUACAAAUCUCUGCAUCUCCUUUGCUCUGCUUUCAGCCUUUCACUCACUCACUCACCCCACACGCUUUUUCUCUCCCUCUGUUUCCGUUCUAAUUUCUCGCUUCAAUUACCCAAAGAAUCCCCAAUUUCAAAACCCUAAUUUUCCCUGUGGAGAUUAAAGUUCGCUUCUUGCGAUCACUAUAUACCUAUACGUUCCCUCUGCUUUCUUGGUCCGUUUUCUGACCAAGAAAAGAGACGCUGAAAACCUUCAUUCUUUUCGUGGAGAUAAAAGCCCUGUUGGUUUCAGGGUUAGGGUUUGAGAAAAUGUCGACCCAGAAUCGGCGUUCGUCAGUUACUACUACGUCUUCGCUGGCGAAGAGGCAGGCGGAGAAUCUUGGGAAGGCCGCGGCGGGGGGCCCGCCGUACAUGGCGAAGAAGAGGCCGGCCCUCGCCAACGUCACGAAUCAGCGGCAAGGGCCGCAGAACGGGCCGCGGAGCUUGGUUUCAGGGUCGUCGAAUAUGGUACCAUGUGCGACUAAAAUUGCCAAUGCAAAGAAGAUAUCCUCAACUUGCAUUAGUAAUGCAGGCUUCCCCAGGAGUACCUUGCCAGCGCCCUUGAAUGUGAAACCAAGUGUAGCUGUUUCCAGCAAGAGCGCACCUUUCAUAAAUUACGAUGAUUUUUCUAGGAUUCCUUCUCCUGCUGCCCCAUGCAGCGUGGAUAUUUCUUCACCUCACUCACAUGAAUCUUCAGUUUCUAUGGAUGAAUCUAUGUCCACUUGUGAUUCUUUGAAGAGUCCAGAAUUCGAAUAUGUAGACAACAUUGAGAUGACGGCAGUUGAUUCUAUUGAGAGGAGGACAAGUACCAAACUUUACAUUUCAGAGCACGUGGAAGCAGCAGAAACUAUCUGCAAGAGAGACAUACUUGCACAGGUGGGAAUAGAUGACGAGGUUGUUGAUGUGGAUGACAAUUUCAUGGACCCACAACUGUGUGCAACUAUGGCUUGCGACAUUUACAAACACUUGAGAGCAACUGAGGCAAAGAAAAGGCCUUCCACGGAUUUUAUGGAGAGAGUCCAGAAAGACAUUAAUGCUAGCAUGCGUGCAAUCCUCGUUGAUUGGCUUGUUGAGGUUGCUGAAGAAUACAGGCUUGUCCCUGAUACUCUGUACUUGACUAUUAACUACCUAGAUCGGUAUCUUUCUGGAAAUACAAUGGACAGACAACGGCUACAGUUGCUUGGUGUUGCAUGCAUGAUGAUUGCUGCAAAAUACGAGGAGAUAUGUGCACCCCAGGUUGAAGAGUUCUGCUACAUAACUGAUAACACAUACUUCAAGGAGGAGGUUUUGCAAAUGGAAUCCGCUGUUCUAAACUAUAUGAAGUUUGAAAUGACAGCACCAACGGCUAAAUGCUUUCUAAGGCGAUUCGUUCGUGCUGCACAAGGGGUCAACGAGGCACCGUCGAUGCAGCUGGAGUGCUUGGCCAACUAUAUUGCAGAGCUAUCCCUUCUUGAGUACAACAUGCUUUGUUAUGCCCCCUCGGUCAUUGCUGCUUCGGCAAUUUUCUUGGCCAAAUAUAUGCUCAUCCCUUCAAAGAGACCAUGGAAUUCUACCUUGCGGCAUUACACACUUUACCAGCCCAGUGAUUUAUCCGACUGCGUGAAGGCGCUGCAUAGCCUAUGCUGUAACAGCCAAAGUUCUAGUUUACCGGCAAUCAGGGAGAAAUAUAGUCAACAUAAGUAUAAAUUGGUUGCACAGAAAUACUGCCCGCCGGCUAUACCAUCCGAGUAUUUCCAGAACCUAAGCUGACAAAAGUCGCAUAACAGCUACAAACAACACAAGACCAGAUGGACUUAAUCUGAUGUUCCAACGGUCAAGUUGGAUCUCAUUCGAUUUUCAAUUUUCUCUCCUUUAUCCAUGCUCGAUGCUUUGUAUUGGAAUUAUGUUUCACUUGGCCUAGGGACCUCAACUGUGUCUCAUUCCUCGGCUUUAUUGACCGUGAACUUGUUUAGAUGAGAAAUCUUGUACCAUGUUGAUAUCAGAAUUUUUAGUGUUCAAUGCAUUUUCAGUUUAGUGUUCCUUA
Molecule: messenger RNA, 2096 nt
Organism: Rhododendron vialii
Lineage: Eukaryota; Viridiplantae; Streptophyta; Magnoliopsida; Ericales; Ericaceae
Product: cyclin-A1-1
Exons: 11
Coding region: 344-1822 (492 amino acids)
Biological process (GO): regulation of cyclin-dependent protein serine/threonine kinase activity; mitotic cell cycle phase transition
Cellular component (GO): nucleus; cyclin-dependent protein kinase holoenzyme complex; cytoplasm
Molecular function (GO): cyclin-dependent protein serine/threonine kinase regulator activity
Source: RefSeq, a predicted model, not a curated record